AUCAGUUUUUGCAAGCUCAAUCGUAGCAUCAAAGUCAACUCUUUGUGAUCCUUCUGCAAAAGAAAAUCAAAUUUUUUUAACAUUAAAAUGGCCGUCAGCAAGAUUACCAUUAUUUUCGUGAUCUCCAUGGUUGCUCUUGUGAGUGCUGGAGGAUUUGGAAAGGAACACAUUCACUUCAAGAUCCACGUGCCAUAUCAGACUCACGAUCAUCACCAUCACCACGUCGAGAAGGUUGCUGUACCCGUAGUCAAGCACGUCCCAGUCUACAAGACUGUCCACGUACCCGUUCAUGUGCCAGUUCAUGUUCAUCACGAACCAAAACACGAGGAAGUCCAUGUAGAGGAGCACCAUCUUGAAACUUCCCACGGUGAGGGUCUCUCCAGCUACGCCUCUGGAUCUGAUGGUUGGCAGGGAUCUCACGGUCUUGCCUCCUCCCAUGGAUGGGACAAAUAAAUUCACAAACACACUCCCUCCCGCCAAAAAAACUAAACCAAAAUGUUAACUUGUUGCACCCACAAAGUGAUCAAUGUUAUAAAUAAAAGAUUUGUUAUAGAAAAAA
Messenger RNA from Lutzomyia longipalpis, 559 nucleotides. RefSeq lists its product as uncharacterized. Bases 88 to 453 code for a protein of 121 amino acids. The record is from RefSeq and is a predicted model, not a curated record. Lineage: Eukaryota; Metazoa; Arthropoda; Insecta; Diptera; Psychodidae. The transcript has 3 exons.